This is a messenger RNA of Aspergillus puulaauensis, 1533 nucleotides long. Its product is annotated as hexose transporter protein. Gene Ontology annotation, cellular component: membrane. Gene Ontology annotation, biological process: carbohydrate transport; transmembrane transport. NCBI's taxonomy places the organism in Eukaryota, Fungi, Ascomycota, Eurotiomycetes, Eurotiales, Aspergillaceae. The record is from RefSeq and is a predicted model, not a curated record. Gene Ontology annotation, molecular function: carbohydrate:proton symporter activity. The transcript has a single exon. The coding region runs from base 1 to 1533 and encodes 510 amino acids.
AUGCUGUCCCACUCUGAUAACUUCGAAGGGCUUGUGCUCAAGGAUGUCAUCCCCAACGACCGCAAGCCCUGGUACAGAGAUGGCACCCUCAUCAAGCUGAACACGAUCCUGCUCUGCGCUCUCCUCACUCAAAUCGCCUCUGGCUACGACAGCAGCAUGCUGAAUGGCAUGCAAUCGCUCCCCCAGUGGACAAGCUACUUUGGCGAGCCAACAGGCACCCGUCUAGGAGCCAUGACAUUCGGUCCCACUGGUGGGACUCUCAUCUCAGUUCUCAUCUCAUCCCAGCUCUGCGACAGAUAUGGCCGUCGAUAUCCCAUCUGCGGAGGAUCCAUCAUCAUCAUCGUCGGCGGAAUCCUCCAAGCAGCAGCAGUCAACUACGGCAUGUUCGUCCUCUCCCGGUUCAUCGUAGGCUUCGGUCUCGGAAUCGUCGCCACUGCUGCACCCCCUCUACUCACCGAAGUCGCAUAUCCAACUCACCGCGGCAAGCUGGUCUCCUUCUAUCUAGUUACCUGGCCGCUGGGCUCCCUCAUCGCCGCCUGGGUCACAUACGGCACAUUCAAAAUGACCAAUUCCUCCUGGAGCUGGCGCAUCCCAAGCGCACUGCAAUGCUUCUUCUCCCUAACCCAAGCCAUCCUAAGCCUGUUCGCCCCGGAGUCUCCCCGCUGGCUAAUCUACCAAGGCCGCGCCGAAGAAGCCCUCGCCAUCCUAACAAAAUACCACGGCCACGGCGACGCAGACAGCCGGCUGGUCCGCUUCGAAAUGGCCGAAAUCACAGCGACACUGGAAAUGGAAAAAGCACAGCGUCUGUCGCGCUGGACAGAGUGGCUGUCAACAAAAGGGAAUCGCCACCGUCUCUUCCUCGCCUUGUACAUCCCCGCCAUGCUGCAGUGGUCCGGCAAUGCAUUGACAUCCUACUACCUGUCCAAAGUCCUCAACACAAUUAACGUCACAGACGCCAAAACCCAGCUCAUCAUCAACGCCUGUCUCUCCGUCUGGGGGUUCCUGACAGCCGCCUUCUUCGCUACCCUCGUCGACCGCGCCGGCCGCCGCAGACUCUUCCUCUCGGGGAUGGGCGGGAUGGGAAUCGCCUAUAUAAUCUGGACGAUCUGCUCGGCGCUAAACGAAAAACACAAUUUCGAGGAUAAGGGGUUCGCGGCGGCCGUGCUGGCUAUGAUCUUCGUCUUCAGCGCCGCAUACCACAUGUGCUCGCCGGUGGCGCCAACGUACAUCAUGGAGGUGGUUCCCUUCUCGCUCCGCGCAAAGGCGGCCAUGAUGUACCAGCUUACGGGGAAUCUGGCGGGCCUGUAUAAUAGCUUUGCGAACCCGGUGGCUAUGGAUGCGAUUUCGUGGCGGUAUUAUAUUGUCUGGUGUGUGGUGAUUGGGGUGAACUUUGUUCUCAUUUGGUUGUUUUUUUCUGAGACCAGGGGGAAGGGUUUGGAGGAGGUGGCUGAGAUUUUUGAUGGGCCGGAUGCUUUGGUUGGGAGGAAUGCGAUGAGGAAUUUGGGGUUGGAUGUUCCUAAGGCUGCUGUCUAA